AUGGCAGCUUAUGCUGCCUUAGUUUCCCUAGUUGAGCUCCUUCACCCACACCAAUUCCCUUCCCAUCUCCAAACCCCCGAACUCGACUCCCUCUUCUCGAAAGCCCGUUCGCUGCAGUCCUCGCUCGAAAAAAUCUCCCACGUACCCAAAAACCUCCGACCCACCGUAGCCCAACUCGACUCCGAUAUCCGAGACCAAAUCUACCGAGCUCAAGACCUCGUCGAGUCCUUCCUCCUCGACCAAUCCUCAACUCCUUAUUUCCUCCGAGACUUAACCCAAAUAAUCGAAACAAUCGAUCCUCUCGAGCAAAAUGCCUCGACCAUCGCAACUUCCCUCGAGGAGGAUUCUGAUUCUUACGAGACAAGCGGCGGCCUAUCCGCUUCUCCGCCUAUCGACUCUUCCUCCGGCACCACCACCACCAAGAUCGUCGGCCAGGAGGCCGAUUUCAAAGCCAUCACUACCAAACUAAUGGACGAAAGCAACUCGAAGCUCCAAAUCGUGUCAAUCGUUGGCUUACCGGGAAUCGGCAAGACCACGCUUGCUAAGAGCAUUUACGAAGACCCGAGCGUGCAGAGCUGCUUCCCGACUCGCGCGUGGGUCACGGUCUCCCAAGACUCGCACGUAAAUGAUAUAUUCGCCAAGCUUUUAGCUUCCAUGGAGACCGCAGGCCACAAGGCAGGGGACCGAGCGGUUCAGGGCAAUGUUAACGAAUUAUCCCAACAGCUUCACUUGAGCUUGUUCUCCGGGAAGUACUUAGUCGUGGUGGACGAUAUGUGGGACGAGGGAGUCUGGGAUAGGGUUCGGCAGUACUUACCCGACGAGAGGAACGGGAGUCGAAUCAUACUCACCACCCGUCUCAAAAACAUAGCCGAGUACGCGAAUAAGACGGGCUUCCGCCACGAAAUGCAGCCGCUGAGCGAUGACAACAGCUGGGUUCUUUUGUCGUUAAAAGCGUUCGGUGGAGGGCCGGGUUUUGACCACUUGGAGAGUCGAGGCCGGGCCAUUGCGAAAAACUGCGGCGGGCUUCCGUUGCUGCUGAUCGUGAUCGGAGGUCUUCUUUUCCAGGAGAAGAAAACCGAGGAGUAUUGGGAGAGUAUAAAAGAAGACACGUACGCGGCUGCUUCGAAAGGCGAUCAGAAGACUUCCUACUCGGAAAUCUUGCUGUUGAGCUAUAAUCACUUGCCGCGAAGGCUUAAAGGAUGUUUUCUCUACAUGGGGGCUUUUCCGGAAGACAGCGAGAUUCUAGUCUCGAAAAUCGUGAGGCUUUGGGUUGCGGAGGAAUUUUUAAAGCCGGCCGGUGAGAAAGAGAGUGCGGAGCAAGCCGCGAAAAGGUGCAUAGUGGAUCUUAUCAAGAGGAAUCUGCUCUCGACUCGCAAGGAGACUUCCAACGGACAUACGAAGGCUCUCGGAAUGCACGAUAGCCUUCGCGACGUGUCGUUGAAGCAGUGCCGUUUAGAGAAGUUCUUCCACACGAUGAAUAGGUUCGUCGAGAAGGAUCAGCUUCCGGAAGGUACCGGAGAGCAGAGGCGCCUGUCGGUGCACAGGAAUAUCUUCGUGUGCAUGAAGGAAGGUUACGACUCGGCUAAGUCGGUUUUGUCCACGCGUACGCUGAUUUUUCCGGGCCCGCAUCAUCAUCACCCGUUGCCUUAUACUCUGACCUUUGACCUUCUGAGGGUGUUGGAUGCUCUUACGGUGUACUUCAUUGAAUUCCCGUCCGAGAUUCUUCAACUGAUUCACUUGAGGUUACUAUCGCUGACCUACAACGGCAAGCUUCCGUCAAAGCUGUCCAAACUGCAAAAGCUUCAGACACUUAUCGUCCACCGACACCCAAAGAUCAUAUUCAUCGGCUCAUCAUAUCUGCCGGCCGAAAUAUGGGACAUGCCGCAGCUAAGGCAUCUUUUGUUCAUGGAAAGCGAUUUUCCUCAUCCGUCAGAAUGCGCAACCGUUUCUAACAAAAAUUCUGUUCUCUUCCGAAACCUCCAAUCGCUUUCGGAUGUAAACGCAGCUUCUUGUACUCAAGAGGUGCUUAAGAACAUGCCGAAUUUGAAAAAGCUAGGAAUGUGGGCCGAAAAGCCGGGAGAUGUAAACUUUUACCUCGACGAGCUGCAGCAUCUCGAAACAUUGAAGUUUACUGUCCUAAAUCCCAUUCCUAACAAAAGCGUUAACUUCCUCCCUCGAUUUUCUUUCCCCGAAACACUGAAAAGGCUAACUCUAAGCGGGUGUGGGAUACCUUGGGAUGAAAUGAGUGUGAUUGGACAGUUGCCGAUUCUUGAAGUGCUUAAACUGCGUGAACUCGCUUUCCAGGGGAAAGGAUGGGCUCCGGAGGAAGGAGAGUUUUUGGCAUUGAAAUUUCUGCUGCUUGAGUACGUGGAUUUGAAGUAUUGGGUUGCCGAGCACUCGCAUUUCCCCUGUCUGGAAAGCUUGAUUAUGAGGCACUGCUAUAAACUCAAGGAAAUCGAUUUUCCAGACAUUAGGAGCAUCGGAGGGCUUAAGCUGAUUGAGCUUGUCGACUGUAGUCCACUGGCUGUGGAGUGGGCGGAGAGUCUCGAGAAAGAUAACAAAGAUAAGAAGCUUAAGAUACGAAGUUAUUCUUCGUGGAAAUAG
Striga asiatica is the source of this 2604-nucleotide messenger RNA. The record is from the annotation of a GenBank genome assembly. NCBI's taxonomy places the organism in Eukaryota, Viridiplantae, Streptophyta, Magnoliopsida, Lamiales, Orobanchaceae.